Molecule: messenger RNA, 999 nt
Organism: Arachis ipaensis
Lineage: Eukaryota; Viridiplantae; Streptophyta; Magnoliopsida; Fabales; Fabaceae
Source: RefSeq, a predicted model, not a curated record
AUGGCAGACAACGGAAUCCAACCUCCCACAACUGUUGAACUGAGGACAAUAAUGGCAGAUCUUCAUGCCGAGGUUCGAAAAAUAGCCGAACAAUCGUCCAAGAAUCUUGGAGGGAGUAGUACUCAUGCUCGAGAAACAGAGCCAAUAGAGAUUACUCCGCCAAAGAUGAAGCUUACACUCGAUAACUCCUUCUCGGAAAGUGUCAUGAGUGUUCAGAUGCCAAAGAAUUUCGUGCUCCCCACCGGGCUCAAACCAUACGAAGGAUUCGGCGACCCACGCGUACACAUCAUAAAGAUUCAAUCUAUGAUGUUCUUUAACGGUGCAUCUGACCCUGUACUCUGUAGAUCUUUUCCAACUUAUUUAGAUGGUGCCGCUUUACUUUGGUUUUCUAAGAUUCCUGUAGGUUCCAUCUCUUGCUUUGAAGAUUUGGCAAGAUCCUUUAUUGACUAUUUCGCAGCUUCAAGAAUAUAUGUGCACGGGUCGGAUUACCUCAGCACCAUUAAACAGGGUCAACAUGAAAGUCUGAAGGACUACAUGACAAGGUUCGCCAAGGCGACCAUGGAGAUCCCAGAUCUCGACUCCAAGGUGUAUCUCCACGCACUGAAGAGCGGCCUUAGACCAGGAAAAUUCCAGGAGACAAUAGCCAUAACCAAACUCAGAACGUUAGAAGAAUUUCGUGAAAGGGCAACUAGACAGAUGGAAAUCAAAGAGCUUAGAGAAGCUCGGCGAACUGACAAACCACAACCUCGGCAAGAAGAGGAAAAACACCCCAAGACAUUGAGUCACAAGGACAAUAAGAAGUUCUUCAAGUUGACACCGAAAUAUGAUGCCUAUACCCAGUUCAAUACAAGGAGAGAACACAUCAUCAAGGAGAUAUUAAAUGCGAAAAUCACCAAGCCACCUAGCAGAGCAGGCUUGUAUCAAGACCAGAGAUACGUCGACAAAUCGAAACACUGCACCUUAUAUCAAAAGUUCGCCACACAACCGACGAGUGCGUGA